CAGAAAUCACACAAUGGCACUAAUGCAGGCAGACCUUUCCAGAGCACCAUUUCAUCAGGUGCACCAGACGUUCCUUAUCGAUCAACCAAGAGUGUGGAUUCAAGUGAUGAAAGCUUUUCUGAAUCUGAUGAUGAUAGCUGUCUGUGGAAACGAAAACGACAGAAAUGUUUCAACCUUCCUCCUGCUAAAUCUGAGCCUUUUCCACUUACUCAGAGUCACACGAAACAAACUGCUCUAGGUGGUAAGAAAGUUAACAACAUUUGGGGUGUGGUGCUCCAGGAGCAAAAUCAGGAUGCCGUGGCUACUGAACUUGGGAUUCUAGGAAUGGAUGGAAGUAUUGACAGGAGCAGGCAGUCAGAGACUUACAAUUAUUUAUUGGCUAAAAAGUUGAUGAAGGAAGCUCAGCAAAAGGAGGCAGAGACUUUGGAUAAAGAACUGGAUGAAUACAUGCAUGAUGACAAGAAAGCAUUGCCAGCAGAAGAAGAAAAUGGACAAGGCUUUCUCAAACGAAAGCGAUCUAUAAAAGACAGACUGGGUGAAAGACAAGAAAUGAAAUACAAAGGAAGAUAUGAAAUAACUGAAGAAGAUUCGGAGGAAAAAGUAGCAGAUGAAAUUGCUUACCGGCUUUGUGAACCAAAGAAAGAUUUGAUUGCUCGAGUAGUGAAAAUAAUUGGAAAGAGAAAAUCUAUUGAGCUGCUUGUGGAAACUGCUGAAGUGGAACAAAAUGGUGGACUGUUCAUAGUGAACGGUACUAGGAGAAGAACACCAGGGGGUGUUUAUUUAAACCUGCUGAAGAAUACACCCAGUAUCAAAGAAGAACAUAUCAAGGAAAUAUUCUAUCUGGAAAACCAAAAGGAAUAUGAAAACAAAAAAGCUGCUAAGAAGAGAAGAAUACAAAUUCUAGGAAAGAAGAUGAAAAAAGCCAUUAAAGGGCUUAACCUGCAAGAAUAUGAUGAUGCGUCUCGUGAGACUUUUGCUAGUGACACAAACGAAGCUCUGGCUUCUCUGGAUGAUUUACAGGAUGGGCAUCAUGAAACCAAGAUGGAACCUGAAGAUAUUAUAGAAAUUGAUAAUGCUCAUGAUUUGGAGAUCUUUUAGAUACUAAGGAUAACAAAGUCUCUGUAAAACGUAUGAAACUUCUAAAAUUAUACCAUAACUUCUUGUUUUCAUAAAUUGCAGAAACAUAGGAAAUAUUUGAUAAAGAAGAAAAUGGCAUGGUUCAUAGUUAAGUUUUAACACCAUGAAAGAUGUUAACUGUCUUAUUAUUUGUUUGCUGAAUCCUCAAAAAUUGAUAAGAUUUUUCUCAAUAACAGUUCUGCAUCAGUGUUAUAUAGGAAAGCUGUUUUAGCCACAUGUUAAUUUUAGUAAUAUCUAACAAAAGAAAUCCAGCUUAAUCUGCUGAAGCUGACAAAGUUGCCAUUAAAUAGGAGAUGUUCCUGAUUACACUUGAACAGAUACACAGUAACAGAAAAGUUAUUCUUGAUGUAAAAGAUUAUGUAAUGUUACUUUGACCGUGUGCUGACAAGAACAGCAGUGUUUAUGUGAUUAAGACCUGUAAAAUGAGAUCAGUUUGUGAAAUUAACUGCAUUUUAAUGUUGGCAAUCUUAGAAGAACAAUCUUGUAAAUAGGUACUGCUGAGCAAUGUAUGUUUUAAAUUUCUGCAGUUUAUUCCAUUUAAUAAUAGUGGUUUGAGCUUCCUAAUUAUUCUACCUAAACUUUUUCUAUGAAUAAACAUGCACAAAUGACACAUCUUUGUUCUAAAACGCAGCUCUUUCUGAUUAGAGAGAUUGUAUUAAUGUGUUUGCUUUGAGUGUCUUUAUACCCUACAUGCAGGUAUAAACAUUGCAGUUCUUGUUUCCAAGCUUUUUCUUGUGGUAGAAUGAAGUAAUGUGCAGCUUGCAGGAAUUAUAAAGUUUAUGUUUGCUGAAUUUUAAGAAAACAAGGUGUGCAAAGGUAGCUUCUACUUGACACAAAACACCUUUUGAAGUUUGAAGAUAAUGUUUUGGUUGUAACUGAAGAAAGUUUGUGACAUUGAUGUGUAUAUGUUUACUUUGUCACUACUGAGUUGUGUUUUCUGUGAAUAGACACAUUAUUUUGCAAUAUAAAA
Messenger RNA from Meleagris gallopavo (turkey), 2107 nucleotides. The record is from RefSeq and is a predicted model, not a curated record. NCBI's taxonomy places the organism in Eukaryota, Metazoa, Chordata, Aves, Galliformes, Phasianidae.